AUGUACACCCAAGUCAUGCAACAUAUUUGGGAUGUAAUUAAAAAUAUAUUAGUCCCAGCUUGGGUUAACUCAGUACCUCGUAAUUUUGGCAAGGCUGCUGCUGGAUCUUUGAAGGCAGAUAAAUGGCAUACUAUAAUCACAAUUUACCUCCUGAUUGCCCUGGUUACUAACAACAACAUGUUCCCGGGUGGAAGCAUAUCACAGACAUAUGGCAUUCAAUUCCCCACCAAUCACAAGUUUGGUGUCCUCGAGUCCACCCUAUUACACACAUUCAACAGAGCUAGUAAACUCAAGCUAUGGGUUGUACAGACCAACUGCCCUCCAGCAAUCAAAGAAGCAAAGAGAUUACUGGAUAAAUGGUAUAGAUCACCCGGUACGAGGGUCAAUGGGCAGGAAUUUCAGACUUUGGGUAGUGAACUAGGCCUUGAAAACCACAAGACCGCCGGCAUGCCCAUGCCCCUUGACCUGAGACAUCUACUGUGA
Messenger RNA from Serpula lacrymans var. lacrymans S7.9, 483 nucleotides. RefSeq lists its product as uncharacterized. NCBI's taxonomy places the organism in Eukaryota, Fungi, Basidiomycota, Agaricomycetes, Boletales, Serpulaceae. The transcript is spliced from 3 exons. The record is from RefSeq and is a predicted model, not a curated record. Bases 1 to 483 code for a protein of 160 amino acids.